Molecule: messenger RNA, 2730 nt
Organism: Fusarium vanettenii 77-13-4
Lineage: Eukaryota; Fungi; Ascomycota; Sordariomycetes; Hypocreales; Nectriaceae
Exons: 1
Coding region: 1-2730 (909 amino acids)
Molecular function (GO): ATP binding; ATP hydrolysis activity
Source: RefSeq, a predicted model, not a curated record
AUGGUUCUGAAGCAAGAAGCCGAGCGUCGCGAACGCAUCCUCGCUGAUCGACGCCGGGUCGCCUCCAAAUGGCGCCCCAAGAUCCCUCAGGUUCGCAAGGUCAACUUUGAGAACUUCAAGAACCGCUUUCAGGACGUCGAUGAGCCUGACUAUGCCAUCGAAGUUCUAAUGGGCGGUCCUACCACUCAGGCCCAGAUCCGCCGCGAGCAUGGUCAGCGCCGCCGUGAGGAGAUUGCUCGUCUUCGACAGAGCUACCUGUCCCUCAAGAACAAUGGCUCUGGCUCUUCCCAGAACAAGAUCGACGCCUAUGAGAAGGCCAGACGCGAGAAGAAGGGCGAUGCGCUUCAAUCAUCUGAAAAUGAGAUUCAGCGCAUCCGUAUCCAGUCUCAGCCAGUCCUCGGUCACCUGACUGCCCUCAUGAACGACACAGAUCAGCGAUCAACUCCCCGCACCUUCAUGAGACCUUUCAAGGCCUUGGUGCACUUCCAGCCCAAGAUGAAGGAGAUUCUCGCCACCCUGGAGGAGAAGUGGGCAGACUUUGAGGAGCUCGACAGCGAUCAGUCUGAGGCUGUUGAGCUUUCUGCUGGUGAGGAAGUUGACAUUGAGCCCGAGCUGUUGGAGGCCGAAGACAUGGGCUCUGCCAAGGGAGAGGAGGAGGGAGAAGGAGAAGAUGGAGACGACCACUCUGACACUGAAUCCCUCGAGUCUGUCGACUCCAACGCCGACGAAGACUUUGAGGGUCUCAUGGAUAGCCCCGAGGCCUUGAGAGACAUGCGAUGCUAUGUCGAGUUCAUUGACAACGAAGUCCUUCCUAUGCAUUCCCGCUUCGACGGCACCGGUGCUGAGAAGGUCAAAUUUGAUGACCUCUGGUCUCUGUUCCGCGUCGGCGACCUCAUCUACAUGCCCGCAUCCGGUGAGACAGGUGGUCGCUACCACGAGGUCUGGCGUAUCUACAAGACAAGAGCCCCUGAUCCCGAGACAUCUUAUCCCACUACUGGAUGGGACUUUUUCGAGGAUGAACACCAGAUCAACGAGAACUCCAAGUUUAAGAUCUCGGCCUAUUAUAUCGAUCACGAUGGCUCCAACCUUGGUGCUGUGCAGCGCAAGUUCGAGAUUGAGUCCUUCGUGGGAGAGCGCUCCAUCGAGUCGUUGGAGGUGUUCCCCAUCCGAUACCGUCACAACCACCAGCAGCUCCUUCAGUCACUCAAGCAGCAGGGCCGCAAGUUCAUGGACUACCUCGAGGAUCGUCACCAGCAGUACAGCGCCUGGACCCUGACCAGGAACCCACCCUCUGGCCAGACGGAGCCAGAUGAGGAGAUCCUGGAUGAUCAGGAGUACCAGAAGAUGCGCCACCCCGAGUUCGUUGAGAGUGAUCUCAUUGUUGAUCUCACAGAGGCGUACCAGAAGAUGCCCGACUGGAUGCCGAGAUUCCAUCAGCUGACUAUGAACAAGUCAAUCCGAUGUGAGGUCAAGGAUGACGAGAUGCCGAUCCAGCAUUGGUUCAACGGAUCUCGUUCAACCCUCGCGUAUUCACAGUCUGAGAUUAUCCAGCAUGCAGACGGAGUUGAGACCCGCCAGCGACGUGACAACCUCGCGGCCGACUCCUUCCUGCGCUACCGUAUCAAGGGCAGCCGAACAUUUGAGACGGAUCCCAAGGCGCUGGAGCUUCGUGAUGAAGACCUGGUUCUUCUUCCCAAGCGAAUGUUCGCCUAUGCCCUUCGAGAGCGUCGCUUCUGGCCCAUUGACUUGAACUUCCUCAAGCCGGUCCGCCGAGAGCCCGGAGUCUUCGAGAACCUCCGAAUCCAGAGCGACUACAAGGAUGUCGUGCGCGGUCUGGUCAUGUCUCAUUUCCAGAAGAAGGCUCUGGAGCGCAAGUAUGCAGACAUUGCUACUGAGGGUCCCAGCCAGGAUCUGAUCCAGGGCAAGGGUCGUGGUCUUGUUGUUCUUCUGCACGGUGUUCCCGGUGUCGGAAAGACGGCCACGGCAGAAGCUGUCGCCAUGGAGAACCGCAAGCCACUGUUCGUCAUCACUUGUGGUGACCUUGGCCUGACGCCUCACGAGGUUGAGUCUUCGCUCAAGAACGUGUUCCGUCUCGCCCACCUCUGGGACUGUGUUCUCCUCCUCGAUGAGGCGGAUGUCUUCCUGUCGCAGCGUUCCAAGCUCGACAUGAAGCGAAACGCUCUUGUCUCGGUGUUCCUCCGAGUCCUGGAAUACUACAACGGUCUUUUGUUCCUCACCACCAACCGAGUCGGCACCAUCGACGAGGCCUUCAAGUCUCGUAUUCACCUGUCCCUGUACUAUCCUCCUCUGGAUAAGACUCAGACUCGCGAGAUCUUCCGCCUGAACAUGACCAAGCUCAAGGAGAUCGAGUCGGAGCGCAGCAGGAUGACAGGUGAACCCGCCCUCGUGAUCAAGGAGAGCGACAUCAUCGACUUUGCCACCAAGCACUAUGAGGAGCUUGCCAGAUCUACCGGCUGCUGGAAUGGUCGACAGAUCCGAAGUGCCUUCCAGAUCGCAUCGAGCCUUGCCAUCCAUGACCACUCCAACCAGGCAGCGCUGGCUCGCUCUCGUGGCCAGCGGGCCCCUGUCGCGCCUGUUCUGGACAGAACUUGGUUCGAGAAGGUACAGAUGUCGACUCAGAGCUUCGACCGCCACAUGAAGAAGGAGUCGGGAGCUUAUGAUGCUGACAUGUCUCUUCGAAAUACCUUUUACGAGGGUCGAUUCGAGUAA